This is a messenger RNA of Pieris napi, 881 nucleotides long. RefSeq lists its product as uncharacterized. Lineage: Eukaryota; Metazoa; Arthropoda; Insecta; Lepidoptera; Pieridae. The record is from RefSeq and is a predicted model, not a curated record. The transcript has 2 exons. Bases 184 to 777 code for a protein of 197 amino acids.
AAAAUAUUUAUUGAGUACUUCUUUGAAAAACUACCUGUCUAUCUUUGAAAAUCUAUUCCUUUAGCAACACUAUUACCUGCGCGGUUUGAGUUUGAUUAUACCUACAUUUGUAUUAUUUUAUUAUUUGCCUACUAAUUAUUAUUUCAUUUUAGAUUUCUAGCAACCGGCAGUGACUUUAAAACCAUGCAUACGAAUUACUUCCGAGGAGCAAGUACAAUAGCAAAAAUUGUAAGGACAGUUUGUCGCGCCAUAUGGAAACAUCUAUCAAGUCAAAAUAUACCUCCUAUAACAAAACAGGUUCUAGAAGAUGUCGCUAUUGAGUUUGACAAGAAAGCAAAUUUUCCUAACUGCAUAGGAGCUCUUGAUGGAGAUGAAGCAUUCUCAAUUUCGAAUAACGUCAUGCGCCCUUACUCAGGAAAACAUUUGUCGGUACAACAAAGAGUUUACAAUUAUCGACUGAGUCGUGCCCGAAGAUAUGUCGAGUGCGCUUUUGGCAUCCUAGCCAAUAAAUGGCGCAUAUUUCAUCGAUCUAUGAAUGUGCAAUACGAAUUUGCGACAGACAUUAUCAAGGCAUGUUGUGUAAUGCACAACUUUGUUUUGAAUCGAGAUGGAGUACAAGCGACCGAUGACAUUAUCUUUGAUGAUUCUGAUCUGCAAAUGUUGCAUUUGCCCACAGCAAAUGAAAAUAAUUUAAGCCCACAUCUAAUACGGAAUGAUUUUUGUAAUUACUUUUCCAGUGAUGUUGGCGCCCUAAGUUGGCAAUUAAACAAAAUAUGAAUGUUCGUAUACCUACUCAGUUCAAAAUACAAAUAAUACCUUAAUACAUUUGAUUCAAACUAUUUAACAUGUUGUGAACUGCGAAUAAACAAUUUAAAUGGCAA